CGCCGCGGUGCCGCGAUGUUCCCCGCCUGCUGCUGCGCCGGCAAGGCCAGGCCGCGCCUGCUGCUGCCCCUGGACCCCUACGGCCAUGGGCUGCUGCCCGCUGUGCACCCGGACGGCGGCCGGGGCCGGGCCCACGGCAAGAGGAAGAGCUGGAACUUCAUCCACGAGAAGAUGAGCUACGACACCUUCUUCACCAUGAAGCGGCUGAUCGAGCGCUCUCGCAGCGUGGGCGAGGUGCUGCGCUGGGUCACGCAGAACCCGGGCAAGGUGUCGGCCAGUCACUACCCCAUAGCGCUGCACAAGCUGGGGCAGCUCCUGCAGCAGCAGCCGGGGCCGCCCGCGGGGGCCGGGGACGGGCGCGGGCCCGCGGGGCAGGUGCUGGAGCAGCCCGAGUUCCACGUGCUGUGCCAGGCCAUCGUCAGCGGCUGCGCCAAGUUCGACAACUUCAGCAUCGUCAACUGCCUGUACGCGGCGGCCGCGCUGGGGCUGCCCGGGGAGUCGCCACUGGUGCGGGUGCUGGAGGACGAGUCCCGCAGCCGCCUGGGCCGCUUCAACCAGAAGGACGUGUCGAUGGUGUUCAGCAGCGUGAUGCGGCUGCACCCCUCCAGCCCGCACCCGCUGGUGGAGUCGUGCCUCAGCAGCCUGGAGCGGCACCUGGAGAAGGAGCGGCACCCCCAGACCCUGUUCCUGCUGCUCUCCUACUACCGGCUGCGGGCGCAGGCGCUGCAGGGCCACGCGGCCUCCGACCAGCAGCUCAUCAACAACCGCAAGAUCCUGCGCCUGGUGCGGCACACGCUGGGCCAGGUGAGCGCCAUGAGGGAGCACGAGCUGGCGCUGCUGGACGAGAUGCUGGCCCUGUGUGCCCAGGAGGCCAACAACAAGGCCCUGGAGGCCAUCUUCAGCUCCCAGCUCUUCUACGAGAACCGGCAGGAGCGCUUCAUUCGCAGCAUGGCAGAGUGGCUGCCCCGGAAGGCAGAGAACCUGACCCCCUACACCAUGGCCCUCAUCGCCAAGUAUGUGGCACGGCACCGGCUGCGUGAGCCACGCCUGCUCGACACCAUCGCCAACUUCCUGCUGAAGCGCGGCGAGCAGCUCGACAGCAAGGUGAUCCAGAAGUUGGUGUUUCCCUUCAGCCGAAUGAACUACCGCCCCUCCAACCACGGCGAGCUCUUCCCCAAGCUGGAGGCCAUCCUGGAGCAGAAGGCCGGCAGCUCCCCCCUGGCCACCGUCAACAUCCUCAUGUCCAUGUUCCAGCUCAGCCACUUCCCGCAGACCGUCCUGCACCAGGUCUUCUCCCCAGGCUUCAUCACCAAUGUCAUGAGCAGCCCGUACGCGCUGAUCGUGCGCCGGUACCUGUCGCUGCUGGACGCGGCCGUGGAGCUGGAGUUCCGCGAGUACAGCGGCCCCCGGCUGGACCCGCGCUACCGGGUGCUCAUGUUCGAGCACGCCCUGACCGCCGACGAGGCCAAUAGAAAGUACAGCUACAAGGGGCUGGUGGCCGAGGCCCUGCGGCAGCUGGUGGGGGAGGAAUGCUACCGGCAGGACGAGGUGCUGCCCCCUGGGUACUGCACAGACUUCCUGCUGUGGAUCAACCGCUCAGGCACGGUGCUGCCUCUCUCCCGCGUUCCAGCAGCUUCCAGGGCGCCCCCAGCCACGUCCCCUGUCACCAUGUCCCUGCGCUCCAGCGUGCUCGCCCUCACCUCAGAUUUGCAAGACUUUGCCCCGUUUGCUGCAGAGGCGCCCAGCAGCCCCCCAGGCCCCCGGGAGGGCAGCCGGGCCGGGCGGUUCCUGCCGGCGCUGUGCCCGGCCCCGGGGGGGCCCUGCUUCCAGCCCCCCUCGGACUAUUACUGCGGGCUGAGCAAGGAGCCCUCCCUGGCCAGCCCGGGCAGCUCCACGCUCAGCAGCCCCUCCGAGUGCCUCUCGGCGCCGCCGCCCGGCACCCCCGACUGCUCCCCGCGCGCCUCCGCCACCUCCCUCUUCCAGUUCCCCAUCGGCAAAAUCCUGGAGGAGGAGGAGGAGGUGGCCGGCUGCCCCGGCCAGGAGCAUGGCUGCUUCCAUGGGGAGCAGGCCCAGGAGCAGCCCGAGGAGCGCAGCCCCCCAGCCAGCGAGGACGCCGGGCCCUCGCCGUGCCGGCCCAGCCCCAAGCGGGGCCCACAAGAAGGGCCGCAGGGAGCCGAGGAGAUCCAGAGGGUGGUGCUGUCGGUCAAUGACAAGUGGCACUACUGCCAGAACUCCGACAUCCUGGUGGGCUCCCGGGCCAUGCGGGACCGGCACCUGCGGCUGCUGGGAUACUGUCUGGUGCAGCUGCCCUACACGGAGCUGGAGAAGGUGAGUGGCAUCGAGGAGGCCAAGCACUACCUGCGGCAGAAGCUGAGGGAGCUACGCUUCUGAGGGACGGAUCCGGGGGGUGUGGGGGGCCAGGUGGGUGCUGCCAGCCCCUUCCCCUGUGCCGGGGGAUACGGAGCUGCCCCCCAUCCCGGGGGGUCGGGGGAUAUGGAGAUGCUCCCCAUCUUGGGGAGCCAGGCUGUGGGGCCAGGCUGUGGGCACUGCUCCUCCUGUGGGGCUGGGGGAGUGUGAGAUUAUUUAUUGCCGUUAUGGGGGGCUGGGG
Molecule: messenger RNA, 2608 nt
Organism: Melospiza melodia melodia
Lineage: Eukaryota; Metazoa; Chordata; Aves; Passeriformes; Passerellidae
Gene: FASTK
Product: Fas activated serine/threonine kinase
Exons: 9
Coding region: 16-2391 (791 amino acids)
Biological process (GO): regulation of mitochondrial mRNA stability; mitochondrial RNA processing
Cellular component (GO): mitochondrial matrix; ribonucleoprotein granule
Molecular function (GO): RNA binding
Source: RefSeq, a predicted model, not a curated record